Molecule: messenger RNA, 8088 nt
Organism: Megalobrama amblycephala (Wuchang bream)
Lineage: Eukaryota; Metazoa; Chordata; Actinopteri; Cypriniformes; Xenocyprididae
Gene: trip12
Product: thyroid hormone receptor interactor 12
Exons: 43
Coding region: 331-6621 (2096 amino acids)
Biological process (GO): protein polyubiquitination; proteasome-mediated ubiquitin-dependent protein catabolic process; regulation of double-strand break repair
Cellular component (GO): nuclear speck
Molecular function (GO): zinc ion binding; ubiquitin protein ligase activity
Source: RefSeq, a predicted model, not a curated record
AUGGUGACACAACCCGUUCGCAAUAACUCCAAAGGACGUUAUUCUCGCAGUCACGGUGGUUGAUAAUGCUUUCGCGCGCCAGUUGUUAUCGUAAUCGUUGUUCUUUGGUGUUGGAAGUAGUGCGUGGCGGAAGCAGGGAGCGCUUGUGGGAGCGGACGUGAUGCGGCAGUUCGCAGGUCGCUCAGCUGAUGAAGGUAAAGCUGCUGCUGCUGCACUGUGUCUAACAGCUACUACAACACUGGAACAAAUAGGCUGCUGGUUGGGGCAUUUGCACACGGCUGUGAAUGGUAGUGUCUAGAAAGGGUAUGUCCCUUCAGGAGAGAGGUGCCAAUGUCCAACCGGCCUAAUUCCAAUCCAGGGGGGUCACUGCGCCGUUCACAGAGGAACACAGCCGCGGCCCAGCCAAUAGACCACACACUUGCAGGAAGGUUGCAGCCAGAGCAAGUAAACCAAAAAGCAAAUUCCCUACCUGAAAGUAGAAGAUCUAAUUCUAAGGCUUCCAAAGCCCCACCCAGCUCUGCCGUCGGCUCCGCCCGCGGCCACGCCUCUCGAAGGAACAGCCUCUCUUUAUCUGUGGGUUCACACUCGAUUCCAGAUCCAGACUUAGAAGCAGCAGGAACUUCAGGACAGCAAGGGAGACGGGAGGGCAGCAGCACCCGCGCUCUCAAACGCAGCUCUGCAGCAGAGCCCAACAUCACCUUUUCGCCUAGCCCGGCCAAGCGGCCCAAAGCUGUGUCCAGUCACCUUUUCGAAAGCUCAGCCAGUGGGCCAUCGGCCCCCGCAACCUCACCUGAAGUUACAGAGCCGAGGAAAGCUCCGCCGUCUGUCAGCACCAAGUCCAAAAAGAGACGAUUAGCAGCCGAGCCGGCUCCUGCCAGAGCCCUGAGCAAGAAGACCGCGUCCUACCCUGGCCCCAGUGGGGUCUCGAGCACCCCCUCUCAAAAGCGCAAGAAGGCCGACGUCUCUUCGUUGUCGUCCUCUUCUUCCUCCUCCCUCCCCAGCUCAAGCAGCGCGGCAGGCCCCCUGCCACCCCGCAGCGAGGCCAGCCGGGCAGCCAAACCCACCAAGCUGGCGUCCAAAUCGGCCGCCUCAGCCAAAGCUGGGUGUAGCACCGUGACUGACUCCUCCUCUUCCUGUGCCUCUUCCUCAUCAUCCUCUUCCUCUUCCUCCUCGGCUGCCACAGGCGCCAACAGCUGUGCCCCUCAGGGCGCCCGGCUUAAGCAGGGCAAGGACCAGAGCAAAGCGCGGCGGUCGCGCUCUGCAUCCUCCCCUUCCCCCCGUAGGAGCAGCCGGGAUAAAGAGCAGAACAAGUCUGCCGGCUCCUCCAAGUUUGACUGGACGUCCCGCUUCAACUCCAAAGUCAACCUGCCAAAGGCCAGACUGUCCCUGCCAGGAUCGGCCAAGGCUGAGACCUCCUCCAAGCCUGGGCCCUCCGGACUGCAGGCCAAACUAGCAAGUUUGAGGAAGUCCACUAAGAAGCGUAGUGAGUCUCCCCCAGCAGAGCUCCCCAGCUGUCGGAGGAGCACACGUCAGAAGACCACGGGCUCUUGCGCCAGCACCAGUCGGCGAGGCUCAGGCCUGGGCAAGCGCGGGACUGCCGAAGCUCGCCGACAGGAGAAAAUGGCCGACUCUGACAACAACCAGGAUGGGGCCAAUUCAUCGGCCGCGCGCACAGAGGAAACGCCCCAAGGGGCGUCAGCGUCUAGCUCAGUAGCUGGAGCUGUUGGCAUGACCACCUCUGGAGAGAGUGAAUCAGAUGACUCUGAAAUGGGAAGACUGCAAGCUCUGCUGGAGGCCAGGGGCCUUCCUCCUCACCUGUUUGGCCCCUUUGGGCCCCGUAUGUCACAGCUGUUUCAUAGGACCAUUGGGAGUGGAGCUAGCUCAAAGGCACAGCAGCUGCUGCAGGGGCUGCAGGCUACAGGUGACGAAUCCCAGCAACUCCAGGCUGCUAUAGAGAUGUGCCAGCUGCUAGUGAUGGGUAACGAGGAGACGCUGGGAGGAUUCCCUGUCAAGAGCGUUGUACCUGCCCUGAUCACACUAUUACAGAUGGAGCAUAAUUUUGAUAUUAUGAAUCAUGCAUCUCGCGCCCUCACCUACAUGAUGGAGGCUCUGCCGCGCUCCUCGGCUGUGGUGGUAGACGCCAUCCCAGUCUUCCUGGAAAAGCUUCAGGUAAUACAGUUUAUUGAUGUGGCAGAACAAGCCUUGACCGCUCUGGAGAUGUUGUCACGGAGGCACAGCAAAGCCAUCUUACAGGCUGGAGGUCUAGCUGACUGUUUGCUGUACUUGGAGUUCUUCAGCAUCAAUGCUCAGAGGAACGCGUUAGCCAUCGCUGCUAACUGCUGCCAGAGCAUCACGCCGGACGAGUUUCACUUUGUCGCUGACUCUCUGCCCCUGCUCACUCAGAGACUCACACACCAGGAUAAAAAAUCUGUCGAAAGCACUUGUCUCUGUUUUGCCAGGCUGGUGGACAACUUUCAGCAUGAGGAGAACCUGUUACAGCAGGUGGCGUCGCGGGACCUGCUGACCAACAUCCAGCAGCUGCUGGUUCUUACUCCACCCGUGCUCAGCUCCGGCAUGUUCAUCAUGGUAGUGCGCAUGUUCUCUCUCAUGUGCUCCAAUUGCCCAUGCUUGGCCGUGCAGCUCAUGAAACAGAAUAUAGCAGAGACCCUGCGUUUCCUGCUCUGUGGAGCAUCUAAUGGGAGCUGUCAAGAACAGAUUGACCUUGUUCCCAGAAGCCCCCAGGAACUUUAUGAACUCACCUCACUUAUUUGUGAGCUGAUGCCAUGUCUGCCCAGAGAGGGCAUCUUUGCGGUUGAUGCCAUGCUGAAGAAAGGCAGUGCCCAGACUACAGAGGGUGCCAUCUGGCAGUGGAGAGAUGACAGAGGCUUGUGGCACCCUUACAACCGCAUUGACAGUCGUAUCAUUGAAACUGCACACCAGAACGGAGAAGAUGAGAUAAGUCUGUCGACACUCGGCCGUGUCUACACCAUCGACUUCAACUCUAUGCAGCAGAUAAAUGAAGACACUGGCACAGCCCGUGCCAUUCAGAGGAAACCCAACCCUCUAGCCAACCCCAACACAGGAGGGCACUUGGAGGUGCGGCGAGAGGACGCACGCGCUCAGCUGAUGAAAGAGGACCCUGAGCUGGCCAAGUGCUUCAUAAAGACUCUGUUUGGGGUUCUUUAUGAGGUGUACAGCUCCUCAGCCGGGCCUGCCGUCAGACACAAGUGCCUUAGAGCCAUCCUCCGGAUCAUCUACUUCGCAGAUGCAGAGCUGCUUAAAGAUGUACUGCGCAACCAUGCUGUGUCUAGUCACAUAGCUUCCAUGCUGUCCAGUCAGGACCUGAAGAUUGUAGUGGGCUCUCUGCAGAUGGCUGAGAUCCUCAUGCAGAAGCUACCAGAUGUUUUCAGUGUUUAUUUCAGGCGAGAAGGUGUGAUGCACCAGGUAAAGAACCUAGCUGAAUCCGAAGUGUUCCUCACCAGCCCUCCGAAAGCGUGCACCAGCGGCACAGCUAGUCUUUGCACCACCACCAUCACCACAGCAACCACUACAGCUGCCUCUAACGUCACACCUGACUUGGGCUCCCCCAGUUUCCAGCACAGCAUGGACGACUCACUGGACCUCAGUCCGCAGGGUAGGCUGAGUGAUGUUCUGAAAAGAAAACGCCUUCCUAAAAGAGGACCGAGGCGUCCCAAGUACUCCCCACCCAGAGACGAUGACAAAGUGGAUAAUCAGGCUAAAAGUCCAACAACCACACAAUCCCCCAAGUCCUCUUUCCUGGCCAGUUUGAAUCCCAAGACCUGGGGUAAGCUAGGGACUCAGACAAACAGCGCCAACUCAGAGCCCUCGCGCACUGCAGGGGUCAGUGGUCUGGCACGAGUGCCGCCUAAGGACUCUGUUUCAAACAACAGGGAUAAGAUAAAGGCUUGGAUAAAGGAACAAGCCAGUAAGUUUGUGGAGCGUUACUUUAAUUCUGAAAGUGUGGAUGGAAGCAACCCUGCACUGAAUGUCCUGCAAAGACUCUGCAGUGCCACAGAACAGCUGAACUUGCAGGUUGACAGUGGUGUAGAGUGUCUAGAGGAGAUAAGCAGUAUUGUAUCUGAAUCGGACGUGUCCUCCUUCGAGAUCCAGCAUAGUGGGCUUGUGAAGCAGCUGUUGUUGUAUCUUACAUCAAAUAGCGAACGGGACAUUGUCAGUAGAGAUGAGAGAAUCAAGAGGUUCCUGCACGUGUUCUUCGGCUGCCCGAUACCAGGGCAGGAACCUCUGGGGCGUUUGGACCCAACAGAGAAUGGCCCACUGCUAGCACUGGUGCACAAGAUGAACAACUGCCUUAGUCAGAUGGAACAGUUUCCUGUUAAAGUGCAUGAUUUUCCCAGUGGAAAUGGCAAUGGAAGCAGGGGUUCACAAGCCCUUAAGUUCUUUAACACCCAUCAGCUGAAGUGCCAGCUGCAAAGACACCCAGACUGCACCAAUGUCAAGCAGUGGAAGGGCGGGCCGGUCAAAAUUGACCCCUUGGCCCUGGUACAGGCUAUUGAGAGAUACCUCGUGGUUAGAGGGUAUGGAAGGAUCAGGGAGGAGGAUGAAGACAGUGAUGAUGAUGGUUCCGAUGAUGAGAUUGAUGAAUCUUUGGCUGCCCAGUUCUUGAAUUCUGGGAGUGUACGUCACAGGCUGCAGUUCUACAUAGGAGAGCACCUGCUGCCGUACAACAUGACUGUUUAUCAGGCUGUCAGGCAGUUCAGCUUACAGGCCGAGGAGGAAAGAGAGAGCACAGAUGAUGAAGCAAACCCUCUGGGACGUGCUGGCAUCUGGACCAAAACACACACUAUAUGGUAUAAGCCAGUCAGAGAGGAUGAGGAGGGUUGUAAAGACGCUGUCGGAGGGAAGAGGGGUCGUGCACAAACUGCUCCCACUAAAACCUCCCCUCGAAAUGCCAAAAAACAAGACGAACUGUGGCAUGAGGGUGUGUGUCCCAGUGUGACAAAUCCGUUAGAGUCAUACCUCAUUUGUGGUCCUCCAGAGGGCAUCACUUUUGAUGACCCUUCCAUGGAGGUGAUUCUGCUGCUGAGGGUCCUGCACUCCAUCAGUAGAUACUGGUUCUACCUGUACGACAAUGCUGCAUGUAAGGAGAUCAUUCCCACUGGUGAGUUUAUUAACAGUAAACUGACAGCAAAGGCCAACAGACAGUUGCAGGAUCCACUGGUCAUCAUGACAGGAAACAUCCCCACCUGGCUGACUGAGCUUGGCAAGACCUGUCCAUUCUUCUUCCCGUUUGACACACGGCAGAUGCUCUUCUAUGUGACGGCAUUUGACCGCGAUCGCGCCAUGCAACGCCUACUCGACACCAACCCUGAGAUUAACCAGUCUGACUCACAAGACAGCCGUGUCGCUCCACGCCUUGACAGGAAGAAGAGAACGAUAAACCGUGAUGAACUCCUGAAGCAAGCGGAGUCAGUAAUGCAAGAUCUCGGGAGUUCCAGAGCCAUGCUGGAAAUUCAAUACGAGAACGAGGUGGGAACAGGUCUCGGCCCUACGCAAGAGUUCUAUGCUCUGGUGUCUCAGGAGUUGCAGAGGGCUGAUUUGGGUCUUUGGAGAGGAGAGGAAGUCACUCUCUCCAACCCUAAAGCAGGGAGUCAGGAGGGUACAAAGUACAUGUUCAGUUCCAGGGGUUUGUUUGCUGUACCAUUUGGACGAACUACCAAACCAGCUCACAUCGCCAAGAUCAAAAUGAAGUUUCGUUUUCUUGGGAAACUCAUGGCUAAAGCGAUCAUGGACUUCAGAUUGUUGGACUUGCCUUUAGGUUUGCCAUUCUAUAAGUGGAUGCUGAGGCACGAGACCUCCAUCAGCUCUCAUGACCUGGUUAACAUUGAUCCUGGUGUCGCCAAAUCCAUCCAGCACUUGGAGGACAUCAUCCGCCAAAAGAAGAGAAUAGAGCAGGACAGAUCACAUACUCGGGAGACCCUGCAGCAGGCCUUGGAGAGUCUCAACAUGAACGGCUGCUCGGUGGAAGAUCUGGGGCUGGACUUCACUCUGCCUGGAUUCCCAAACAUCGAGUUGAAAAAAGGGGGCAAAGAUGUGCCAGUCACCAUUCACAACCUGGAGGAAUACCUCAGAUUGGUGGUCUACUGGACACUCAAUGAGGGCGUCUCCCGGCAGUUUGAUUCAUUUAGGGAAGGAUUUGAGUCUGUCUUCCCUCUGCACCACCUGCAGUACUUCUAUCCUGAAGAGCUGGAUCAGUUGUUAUGUGGCAGCAAGUCAGAGUCCUGGGAUGUGAAGACACUAAUGGAGUGCUGCAGACCGGACCACGGCUACACACAUGACAGCCGUGCAGUGCGGUUCCUGUUUGAGGUGCUGAGCAGUUUUGAUGCGGAGCAGCAGAGACUUUUCCUGCAGUUUGUCACAGGGAGCCCCAGACUUCCUGUCGGAGGAUUCCGGAGUUUGAACCCUCCCCUCACCAUCGUUCGGAAGACGUUCGAGUCAACGGAGAACCCAGACGACUUCCUCCCGUCGGUGAUGACGUGUGUGAACUACCUGAAACUGCCGGAUUACUCCAGCAUCGAGAUCAUGCGCGAGAAACUGUUGAUUGCUGCUCGCGAGGGCCAGCAGUCUUUCCAUCUGUCUUGAUCUCACCUCCUGCACCCUCACUCAAAAUGGCCUUCAAUCAACUCACUGCAGAACCACACAAAUCGUGACUUCUUCCUUUAGAGUUGCUCUUCCUCUUUCAUUUCCCCCUUUUUCUUUUCUUUUUUUUAAACACCCACAUUGAGGCAAAAUAUGUACAGCCUACUUGUUUAAAGAAAAGCAGCUUGCAGAAACUAAACAAUAGAACAUAAGAGACUUCCUUUUGACUCCUAAAUGGGAGGAAAGGGUGUUAUGCGACUCAUCAGAUUUAAAAAAUGAAAACAUUUUUUUUAAAGAAAUGUUUAAAAAAAGAAAACACUUCAGAGCAGAUUAUUAAAAUAUAUCAGUAGUUGACAGAUGUUCAAGCCGAAAAAAAAGAGGAGGAAAAACCUGGGUGACGUUUUAAAAAUUGCGUUGCUGUCUGAUGUAUCAAGAAAAAAGGGAUUUUUUUUUUCUCUACUGGUGAAUGACAUCUUCACUGUGUGUUCCUGUUGGGGAGGGGGCAUCCAUCAAGCCGGCGAGGGUUCCUAUAGCUCCAAAGAUCAUUUGUACAGACAAACAUUUGCAGAUUUUGCUUAUUCGACACAUUUGAUAGAAUAGCUGUGUGCUCUCCUGCCCAGUUUCCCCUCUGUUCUGUAUUAUACCCCAGGAGUCUUGUUGCGUUUUGGUUCCACUUCAUUUAAUUUCUCUUUUUUCCUUUUGUGUGUCACUUUUUUUCGCCCUCCUUUUUAUUUGAAAAAGUUUUUGAACGUGUAAGAGAGUUCCAGUUGGUUGAAUGCGGGUAGUGUUGGAAGUGUAGUAUCUUUAUUAUAUUAUUAUUAUUAUUAUUAUAAUUAUUAUUAUUAUUAUUGUUUUUUUUUUUUUUUUUUUUUUUUAACCCAAGUUGAAAUUGUUUUCUGGCCGACAUUUCACAUAGAGUGUCAGCUCCAUGUUGAAAAGAUAUAUCCAUUGAGUUGGAUAUAUAGACUCCUAUAUGGUUAUAGUAGUGUGCCUCUGCUGGACUUCUGGGGACUUGAGGUCUUAAUGAUGGGCCUGCUGAAGUUGCUUGGCUGAUGAAGCCGGGCUUUAAUCCCAUAAUGUAGCUGAGCACAAGAAAUUCAUUUAAAAGAAUUGGCUGGUCUUAUUUUAUUGUUUCAUGGCCAGAUUGCAUUUCAAAAAAAAAAAGAAAAAAAAAAGUUCAUUAAAUAAAAUAAAGUUUAUAUGCAGGUUUCGCACCCGGUUUGAGGUGGGAUUGUCUGCUUUUUUUUUUUUAUUUUCUAUUGUUUCUUUUUUUCCCCUUGCUGUAGUUUAUUUUUGCACUGCUGGCUUGGAACAAACCGUGGUGUGCACUGCAGUCUGUGGCCAGGAGGAGGUGCUGCUGUGCGCUCUCCUGUCCUCAUUGUUCAUGUGCUGGUUUCUAAGAUCUGCAAUAAUUUACUGCAUCAGGUUCAUGUUUUUACCUGAACAUAAAUAAAGUAAUUGUUUGACUCA